Molecule: messenger RNA, 528 nt
Organism: Bursaphelenchus xylophilus (pine wood nematode)
Lineage: Eukaryota; Metazoa; Nematoda; Chromadorea; Rhabditida; Aphelenchoididae
Source: the annotation of a GenBank genome assembly
AUGGGGCGCGUUUGGCGAAGGGGAGCAGGCGUCUCCAUCCCCACCACCACCACCUCUUCAUGGGGUCGAGAUGGGGAGUGGAUGUGCGCCCUUUCCCUUCCACAGCACUCGCCAUCAUCAUUCACUCACUCGCUGCUCUGUUUCUCGGUCUUUUCGGCGCCUCCAACCUCUCGGUUUUCGUCGAUUUUGACCACUACCACGCCCCCAAAAGGCCAGCUGUGCCGAAACGAGGGCCGGUCGGGUGGGGCAGGUUGCAGUGCCAUUCUGCACUGGUCAUCCGCCGCCGAGGGAGUGCGUCCGUUGGGGAGUGGGCGCGACGAACAGUGCGAAAACGCCGUCCACUGGGGUCAGAGGGUUGGGGUGGAGAGGGGGGAGGCCGCGGACGCGUCAAUAGCAGACGGCGCCGCGUCAACGCCCGAUUGUCCAGAGCCCGAACGAUGGCGGGGCAGAUGCCCUGCAUUUCGGCGCACCACCCCCACUCUCCUCGCCUCGCCCGCUCUCUGCGGCGGCGGUAGUUGUGGGUAUUAG